UGCUUGUCAUCGCAAAUCUCCAGAGGUAUUGGCUAAGUACUCCUUUUGGGGCUAUAUGGAGACAUUGGCACCAGUAGUGCGAUUCGGUAACUUUUUUAACGACAUUCGCAGUGGCUAAUUUAGCUAAAAGAUAAUUAUAAAGAUUUUUCUAUUCAAUAAGUACUUUCUUAUCGAUAUUCGCUAAGUCAAAAUCAGCUGUUUCGUUAACGAUUCGUUUAUGGUUAAGUUAUCGACAUCUCAUUUGGUGUUGUUAAGUUUGCGUUAACCAAACGAAUUUGCGCGCAAGUAAAUCCAAAGUGAAUUUAUAUAAAAGAAAUGGCGUUUGAAUAUGUGGCGUUUAGUUUACACCGAAACUAUGGAGUCAGAAAUACCCCCACAGUGGAUCGGCGUUUGCUCCGGGCCAAUCACGAUCCAUUUGAGCUGGCGCCUUCCGAGUUCCGGAAGCUAUAUCGUGUGGGCCCAGAGACUGCAAUGGAGCUCAUCCAGCGGCUGGAAAUCCAAUUGAAAGGAAAAAGUAUUACCUCAAUAUCGGCGGACAAACAGGUUUUGUGUACACUACGCUUCUACGCCACAGGAUGCUACCAACGGCCUGUAGGGGCACAGUGGGGCAUAUCAAUGAGCCAAUCAUCUAUAAGCCGUCGUAUACAUCGCGUAACUGAUGGCAUAAACAGUGGACUAUUUUUUGAGGAGGUUAAGUUCCCUAUGACGCAGGUGGACCGUCAAGCUGCCAAGGAAGUGUUUGCUUCAGCGCCUGCGCCUUUUGUUGGAGGAACUAUUGGAGCGGUAGACUGCACGCAUGUUUCUAUUUUGGGUCCUAAAACUCAUGAGGAAGCAUACGUGAACCAUCAUGGCUAUCACUCUAUAAAUGUUCAAAUGCUGAGCUAAGUAUUUUAAAUAAAAGUCGAGCGAUAAAUAUUUGUUAUACUUUUAUAGAUAUGUGACCAAAUUUAAAAAUACUGAACGUCAAUGCUAGGUUUCCGGGAGCACGACAUGACUCUUACAUUUGGAGUCCUGUCCAGUUCGGCGAGUCAUGCAGAGAGCUUUUGACAAUGGAAACCGCAGCAUGCUUUUGAUUGGCGAUUCAGGACACCCCUUAGAGCCAUGGCUCAUGACGCCUUUACCGAACCAACCUGAGGAUACUCCUAAGUUUCGGUACAACGAGGCGCUAUGCAAAGCUCGAAAUUCAGUAGAUAGACUAUUUGGAGUGCCUAAAUGAACUUGGCGAUGUUUAUCACAACAACGAGUGUUACUAUACGACCCUGGUUUUGCUGGUAAGGUUGUAAAUGCGUGCUCAACCUUGCAUAAUAUCCGUUUGCGCGAGCAAAUAAAUGAACUCGAUAAUAAUAUAAUAUUAGAAGCAGAAACACAUGCACAUGCAGACGGUACCGACUAUACUUCAAAUUCGGUAUCUUCCAUGGGAAAACGUGUCCAAGACCGAUUAAUUACUAAUUUUUUCUCCUAAAUACUUUUGUUUUUUUUUU
Molecule: messenger RNA, 1481 nt
Organism: Rhagoletis pomonella (apple maggot)
Lineage: Eukaryota; Metazoa; Arthropoda; Insecta; Diptera; Tephritidae
Product: putative nuclease HARBI1
Exons: 3
Coding region: 316-885 (189 amino acids)
Source: RefSeq, a predicted model, not a curated record